Alternaria viburni is the source of this 264-nucleotide messenger RNA. RefSeq lists its product as uncharacterized. The transcript is spliced from 2 exons. The coding region runs from base 1 to 264 and encodes 87 amino acids. The record is from RefSeq and is a predicted model, not a curated record. NCBI's taxonomy places the organism in Eukaryota, Fungi, Ascomycota, Dothideomycetes, Pleosporales, Pleosporaceae.
AUGGCCGUCAUCAUCACAGCAGCAUCCCCCCGAGACGCAUUCACAAGCGCCAGUAAAGCCCUGGAGGCGCCGUCAGUGAAUCUUGAUAAUACUCCAUGCGCCGCCCUUGCAGAGGAAAAGGCCGACGAUGAGGAGACUUACUCCACAUGGACACUCGAUACAGGCAACUUGCACAGUACCCUCGACGUUAUCGCCGUCGCGGACUGCAAUGGUCUUGAAGGAACGCUUGAGGGAGACCUGCUCCAGGAGCGGCUAGAACAGUGA